UAAGUGAACGCCCUCUCCAACUCGCUUCCCCUCCGCAUUAGCUCAGCAAACCGCUGUUCCCCACGCCGGGCAAUACUGUUACUGCUGGGUGCUGCACAUUUGGCCUCAGCUUCCGUGACAGAGCUUGUCGCCCGCGGGAAGCAUAUGGCCAAGUCAAACGCGCAGCUGCUGUGAACGGCAUCGGCUUCCUAAUUGAUCCACAGUAACGGGAAGCCUGGUGUAGACCUCCCACCGACACAGGACCCGAUUUGGCAGAAAAAAGGCUUUUGCGUGCGCUUGUUGUUUUUUUUUUUGCGUCUCGCUUAACUAAUCGCACAUCACGAAACGCGCAGGGAGACUACCUUUUUUUUUGCACCAAAAGAAAAAAAACAACCCAAAAAACUUUCAUAGUACCGCUAGACUUUUCCUGUAAUAUUACACGUUCAAAUAUCGGCUUUAUAUGACAUAUUCUGGUUUGGGUUUCAAUUGCUAUAGGGAUUUUCAAGACGCUCUCAUCUCCGGGUGGUACCAGCUAUUUCCCUUCCUAGUGCAGAGCGUUUCCAUUAGGAACUGGGCAGGCGCCAGUGCAGAUUCCCGUCGGUCCUUAGGAUUUGGAGCUGGAAUACACUCUCCCGGCCAAGGUUUACUAAGAUGUCAGGGGAAGAGGUGCUAAUACCAGACGACAUCGCUUUCAGCAACUUCAAAAGUGAAUGCAAUUCCGAUGAAGGAUGGAGCCUGACUUACAACAAGUCUGGAAUUACAGUCUGGAUACAGAUUUUGGAAGAAGAGAAGUCUUUGCACAAGAUCAAGUGUCGGAUGGUAUGCAAGCACGUCGCCGCAGAAACUAUGUACGAUGUGCUCCAUGACAUCGAAUACCGGCGAAAAUGGGACUCGAAUGUAAUUGAGACAUUUGACAUCGGCAAACUGACAGUCAACGCGGACAUUGGCUACUACUCCUGGAAGUGCCCAAAACCUUUGAGGAACCGUGAUGUCAUCACAUUGCGCUCCUGGUUGCCAAUAGGCAAUGAUUACAUCAUUAUGAACUAUUCUGUCAAACACCCUAAAUACCCUCCAAAGAAGGACAUGGUUCGGGCUGUCUCCAUCCAGACAGGCUACCUUAUCCAGAGCAAUGGUCCUUCUAGCUGUACCUUAACCUACCUAGCCCAGGUGGACCCCAGAGGUUCUCUGCCCAGGUGGGUUGUGAAUAAGUCUUCCCAGUUCCUGGCUCCUAAAGCGAUGAAGAGGAUUGGGAAGGCUUGUUUGAAGUAUGCGGAGUGGAAGCUGAGGCAUAGCCCGGGGUAUAAGCCGUGGCUCUACCCAGAGCAGAGCCCGCUGGUUACCAUCCCACUGUCCGAGCUCUCUGUGCAGCAUGCCGACUCGCUGGAGAACAUCGACGAGAGCUCGCUGAGCGAAGGCAAAGAUGACCGCGCCGAGCACAGCGACGAAGAUGCGCCCAACUGAGACACACAUGCACGCGCACACACACACACACACACACACACACACACACACACACACACACACACACACUGCUUACGGGUCCCAGCUAGGAUAUAUGCAGAGCAGUAAGAGGGUCAGCAAAUGUCCUGUGUGCGCGCAUUCACACACGCACACAAAAUCUAUUGAUCAGUGUGAUGCAAAACAAUAUUGCCCAUGCACAGCCAUUCCAAAAUCGCACCUUUUGAUUCUCUCCCCAAAACUUUUGCAACUUUUUCUUUAUCAUCAAAAAAGUCCCUUUUGACAAUCGAGUAAGAACUGCAGUAGGUGAUAGUUCUAGGGUUUGGUUUUGGAAUGGUCUGUCCUGCACACAUCACAUUGUACUUCUGACCACCCCUACCAAAUUCUUGCCCCCCCCCCUUCUGUGAAAUGUAUUUAGUUGACUACAUUUCCCAAGAUUCUUUGUGUCCCCAGGUUUCACCUUAAAGUGUGUAGUGACUCCCCAGGCAUAGAGAGAAUAUUGUGACUACAUUGGUGUAGCAGAGUAUUUUCUUCUGUUAUAAAACACUAGAAUGAAAAAGAAUGUAGUGCAGCUAAAGAAAAGUAAAGAUCUUAUUCCUGCCUGGGAUGUUUGGCAA
This is a messenger RNA of Electrophorus electricus (electric eel), 2054 nucleotides long. RefSeq names its product StAR related lipid transfer domain containing 10 (gene stard10). NCBI's taxonomy places the organism in Eukaryota, Metazoa, Chordata, Actinopteri, Gymnotiformes, Gymnotidae. The record is from RefSeq and is a predicted model, not a curated record. Gene Ontology annotation, molecular function: lipid binding.